AUGCAAGGUGGAGUCGGCCCGAAUCUUUCACAAGACGCGGGCCGCGAUGUGGCGUCGCCGCUUCGGCGCUCAGCGCGGCUGAGCGGUGCCUUGUAUCAGCGAAACGGCACUCCUAGCCAGACGUCUGCACCGGUGGGGUCCACGAGUCACUCGGGGCGUCGACGCACGCGGGGCGCCAAGUCGGAUGUUAUGGAUGCCUCUGCAUGGUCUUCGUCCCUCUAUACAGCGCGUAACCCUUCGCAAGUGAGCAGUUAUUAUCUUCGACCGCAGGAGGAUGGCAAAGAUGGUGCCAAUGAGUCUGUGUCCGUUGGCGAGUUUCCAGGGCUCGGCUCACUUCUCCGAGGUUCACAGCGGCCACCAGAGACGCCUAAAUCGUUUUACAAGGGACCAUCGCACUCAGCAGGACCAUACACUCAUGACUAUUCGGAAGAAGACCGGUUCAUGGAGCAGGUCGAGUCAGAUUGGAGGCAGCGAGCUGAUGCGGGCACAUCAAUGCCAGAUACGCCUGCAGAUGCGAACCUUGCUGAUGCGGAUGACUCAGUGUUUGUACCGCAACAAACACCCAGUGUGCCUGGGUUGUUCCGCUCAGUGCACCGGCCCUCUACGGGUGCACCACAUGAGACUGGGAGUCCAACUGACGAAGCUUCGCGACGUGCGCGCUUCUUUGCAUCACCGCAUUCAAGUGAAAUGUUGCCGAGGCGUAGGGUAUCUAAGCGGUUCCUGCUUGUGGUGGCGCUACUCGGCUUGGCUCUUUUUGCGCUUUUCAUUCUGCGCCGCGGCCGCCUCCAUGGUGCACCCUCGCCUCUCGUGAGCGAGCCAUGGACCGCAAACGCUUCUCAGAACGAUGUGCACCAGCGCAUUUCUGCGCUUGAAAAAGCGCUGAACAAGGUGUGGCAAUCGCUAAGCGAUACGGCCACCGAGACCCGCCGUGUACAGGAGACCUUUUCGGAGCGCCUUUCGUCUCUGGAACGUCGCAGUGUGUUUAAGCAAACACUGCAGGGUCUUGAGGACGACGUAAAGGCGUUGAGGAAAGCACAGGAAGACCGAAUCUUGGUGUGGCAGUCAGAGAAGCAGCGCUUAGACGAUAUGUACCGUCGCCUCGUGACCCUAGAGCGCGGCUCCAAAGGCAGCCGUGCUGGUGGCGGGGUUAUGUCGGCGGAGGGACUGCAGGAGCAGAUUUCGGAUGUGGCGCGCAAGCUGCAGCAAGUGGAACGCCAGGCGCGCGAGGCCGAGAUGGCUGCAAGCGAAGCCAAGCGUACACUAGCUCCCCUAAAACAACUAUUACCGGAGCAUUUGCCUGUGCGCUACGAUGUACACUCACGGAAACUGCUUGUCGACCCUGCUUUUUGGCAAGAGCUUAAGAAGCGCCUACCCAAGGCGUCUCAUGCGCAGGAGUCCGUUUCAUGGACCGAGUUUGUGAGCGAGCACCGUGCCGAUUUAGACACUGCUUUGGAAGAGGUGAUCCGUCGCCAAGUGGACAGUGGUUUACUGCUUGAUCGAGCCUCGUUCAUGCAACUCAUGGAGGCAGAAUUGGCCCGUGCAAAGGUCGAUCUCAGCGCGCGCUUCAAUGAGCAUAUGCAAGACCUGCAGAACGAUGUACUGGCUAAGGUGCGGCAGCAGCAGGCUAUGUAUGAGCGCAGUGGCUCCUGGGAGCGGCCGGCCGCCCAGGACGAUACGGAUGUGGGCCACGUUCGGCGUCUCAUCGAUGCGGCGCUCGCCAAGUUUGCGGCAGAUCACAUUGCGCGUCCGGACUAUGCGCAGUACUCGUCUGGCGGUCGUGUGAUCCCCACACUUACAAGUCCGACGCAUGAGCUGCAGCUGCCUGGUCGCCGCGUCGAUGGUCUGACGUCGAUGCUGUCGUACCUGUUACCCCUGCCAAUGCGCUCGGGCGCCCACGACACGCACACUCUUCGUGGCCGCAUGCCUGUGGUGGCGCUCCAUCACGAUAUCUCGCCGGGCAUGUGUUGGCCUUUUUCAGGCACGCACGGGCAACUGGGGAUUCAACUUGUGCGCCGGAUUCGGCCGACGGCCGUGACAAUCGAUCAUGUACCUACUUCGCUCGCCCUGGAUGGGCAGGCGUCGGCGCCCCGCGACAUGGAGGUGUGGGGCGUGGCGGACUCGCCGACAGACCAAGAGGCUCUUUCGCGGUGGCGGCUUACGCCCGCGGCCCGUGCAGCGAGUGAGGAGCCGUCACCUGUGCCGCCAUCGUCUGCACAUGUGUUUCUGGGUUCGUUUGUGUACGAUGCGGCUGGGCCGCCUAUCCAGACGUUUCCGCUUAGCCACACUGCAAGUGCCGCACUGCCUUUGGGGUUCCGCGUGGUGCAAGUGAAUGUGCUAAGCAACUAUGGCAUGCGCGACUAUACAUGCUUGUACCGUGUCCGAGUGCAUGGCGAUCCGGUGGCGUAA
This is a messenger RNA of Malassezia sympodialis ATCC 42132, 2406 nucleotides long. RefSeq names its product SUN domain-containing protein. Gene Ontology annotation, molecular function: protein-membrane adaptor activity. NCBI's taxonomy places the organism in Eukaryota, Fungi, Basidiomycota, Malasseziomycetes, Malasseziales, Malasseziaceae. The record is from RefSeq and is a predicted model, not a curated record. Gene Ontology annotation, cellular component: nuclear envelope; meiotic nuclear membrane microtubule tethering complex.